This is a messenger RNA of Cavenderia fasciculata, 1155 nucleotides long. RefSeq lists its product as uncharacterized. Gene Ontology annotation, cellular component: nucleus; cyclin-dependent protein kinase holoenzyme complex. The transcript has 4 exons. NCBI's taxonomy places the organism in Eukaryota, Evosea, Eumycetozoa, Acytosteliales, Cavenderiaceae. Bases 1 to 1155 code for a protein of 384 amino acids. Gene Ontology annotation, molecular function: protein kinase binding; cyclin-dependent protein serine/threonine kinase regulator activity. Gene Ontology annotation, biological process: regulation of cyclin-dependent protein serine/threonine kinase activity. The record is from RefSeq and is a predicted model, not a curated record.
AUGGGAUCAUUUAUUGAGAAUAUUCAACCACCUCCAACAUUAUCAACUACAACAACAACUACAACAACAACAACAACUAUAUCAAGUAAUAGUAUUAAUAAAAUAGUAGAACAACAUAUGAAAGAAGAAACUCAACAAGAAGAAGAGACAAUAUUGUACCAAAAACAAAUUAUAGAAUUUAUAGAAAGAGAAAGAGACUAUAGAUUACAACAAGUUUGGGAAAAGUAUGAUUAUGAUGACUGUGAUGCAGUGUCCAUCCAUCGCAUGUUUUUCGGUUGUAUCCUAGUCUCUACUAAAUUCUAUGAUGAUUAUUUCUAUCCCGUUCAUAUUUAUUCAAGAGUUGGAGGAAUAACACCUCAAGAUACAAAUACGAUGGAACGUAGAAUAUUGGAGGAUUUGGAAUUUAAUAUAUUGGUUUCGACGGCUGAAUUUGACAGAUAUAUGUGGUCUCUUGACGGACGGGGAUUGAUAGAGUCGGAGAUUGCCAAUCAAAAGGCUGAUCCAGAGUCGGAUGAAGAGGGGGAGGAGGGAGAGGCAUGCCUCGUAGUAGAGACUGAACAAGAAGAGAUGGAACGACGAGAACAACAAAAACUAGCCAAACAAAUGAUGGAAGAACAAAAGAUUAUCAAACAUCAACAACAACAGGUACUCAUCAUGCAACAACAACAACAACAUCAAGAAACCCAACAGCAACUUUGGAAGCAUACUGCCAACCACAACCACAAUGAUGGAGGUCAUGAAGUACCGUCAUCAUCAUCAUCUGAUAUAUUAAUUGGUCGAUUUAGAACCAACAAGAAACGAAACAGCUAUCAUCACUCACCAUCACGUCGGCCAACUUCAUUGACCACUCUUCCAUUGGAUCAACACCAAUACAUCAUUCAACAACAACAACAACAUUAUCUACAACCACACCAAUCAUUUAAACUAAGAGAGAAAACUAGAUCAGCGUCCAUGUCGUCACGUCAAAGUGUGAUUGUUGGAGUACCAUCACUUGGUGGUGGAUCGGCUGACUCUUCUCCAUUUCAAGGUGCAGUCAACAAUAAUUCAUCCAACACAACAACAACAACAACAACACCAGAUGAUAUAUUAUUCCGAAACAUGUUUCCACAACAACUAAUCGUUAUCGAAGUAGUUCCUAUUCCAAGAUUAAAUUGA